Molecule: messenger RNA, 380 nt
Organism: Jaminaea rosea
Lineage: Eukaryota; Fungi; Basidiomycota; Exobasidiomycetes; Microstromatales
Exons: 5
Coding region: 21-380 (119 amino acids)
Source: RefSeq, a predicted model, not a curated record
ACCACAGAGACUCGCCCAACAUGUCCAGGAUCAGGUCAUUUAUGAAGACGUGGUACAGCCCGGAAGUGCUGCCCAUUUACGUCAUUACCGCCGUCGCCAUGGGUGGAGCUGGCUGGUACCUUACCCGUCUUGCCAGGGGGCCGGACGUCAUCUGGGACAAGAAGAACAACCCCACUCCUUGGAACAACGUCGAGCCUGGAACCAACACCAAGAUGAUGGCUGUCAACCAAGAAUUCGAGCGAAAGUACAAGCGUGACAGGCGUGAUCUAAGCGGCGGAGGACACAGCACGGAAGGACGAUCUCUCUCUUUCAACCUCGUCUCUCUACCUCACCUCGAAUACAUAGCAGCAUCACCCUCAAUUGCUCAAGAGAGUGACUGA